UUCUUACCCUGUAAUUGAAAUUUUUUAUAAAAGACAUUAUUGCAUGAACUCUCUAGGAUACCUUUCAAAGAGACUAUUGAGGUUUAACUUCCGCAUGAAGUUGAAAUAAAAUUUUCUUUCUCUUUGAAUAAAAAAUGUCCACCCUAAGUGAAUAUCAGCAAUUGAUUUUGCCAACUAUGAUGAUGAAUAAAGUACUAUCUAUAUGGCCGUUAGAUCAAAACAACAGUAGCAUGGUGGAAAACCGAUUAAGAAUUGUUCAUAGAACAUUAGUAUUUUUAAUCUUAACAUCAUACUCUAUCGCAGUAACUGCAGAUUUUAUUCACCACAGAAAAGACAUUGCUGAUGCAACAGAAUGUGCUUUAAUUGGAAUUGCUUUCUAUCUUUCUGUUGUAAGGAUUGUUAUUUACACAGUACAUCAAGAUAAGUUGACAUAUAUCGUUAAAACUAUGAAAACUGAUUGGGAAAAAUCAAAUUUAAAAGAUCGAGAAAUUUUAAAAGACAAAUGUAUCUUUGUUUUUAAAUUAUCUAAAUAUUUUAUCUUCACUGUGAUAUCAACCAUUCUUGCAUUCAUGUUCAUACCGCUUCUAGAGUCAGUUCUGCUUGGUACCAAUGAACGAAAGUUACCAUUUCGUGGCUACUUUUAUGAUAAUCAAACUAAUUAUCCAGCAUAUGGAUAUCUAUACAUAUAUUCUAUCACUUCUGGAGGAUUAGGAGGCUGUACAAUCGCUGGUGCAACUAGUCUGAAUCUCAUUAUGGUGAUGCAUGGAGCUGCGAAGUUCAAAGUUGUACGUAAGAGAUUGGAAGCCUUGAAGAGUGAGGCUGAUAAUAAAGAAGAGUUUAAAGAAUGUGUGAUCCAACAUCAGAGUGCAAUACUAUUUGCUGAGCGCGUUGAAGGUACAAUAAAUAUAUUAGCGUUGGGUCAAUUUCUCAUUAGCAGUGGGCUUUUGUGCUUUGCAGGAGUUCAAAUUACUAUGGUUGAACAAGCGAAAGGUGAUUUAAUGAAAUAUUCAUCAUUUCUUAAUUCAGCAAUUUUUGAACUUUUUCUGUUCAGUUAUAGUGGAAAUGAACUAAUGAGUGAAAGUGAAGCAAUUGGUAUGUCAAUAUAUAAGUCUGAUUGGAUAGGUGCAGAUUUCAUGAAAAGCUUACGGAUUAUCAUUAUGAGAUCUUUUAUUCCAAGCACAAUUACUGCUGGUAAAUUUUAUAACAUGUCUCUAAUGAGUUUCACUUCAGUCUUAAGUACAGCGUUUUCUUACUUUACGGUGCUACAAACUAUGCAUUCUGAGUAAAGUAUCUCAU
Chelonus insularis is the source of this 1296-nucleotide messenger RNA. RefSeq names its product odorant receptor 13a-like. The transcript is spliced from 6 exons. Gene Ontology annotation, cellular component: plasma membrane. The record is from RefSeq and is a predicted model, not a curated record. Gene Ontology annotation, molecular function: olfactory receptor activity; odorant binding. Lineage: Eukaryota; Metazoa; Arthropoda; Insecta; Hymenoptera; Braconidae. The coding region runs from base 135 to 1286 and encodes 383 amino acids. Gene Ontology annotation, biological process: detection of chemical stimulus involved in sensory perception of smell; sensory perception of smell.